AUGCAUGUCAGAUGUUAUGGUCACAUCUCGUUCAAGGCGAUUGAAGCAAACAUCAAAUCAAUCGCUCCUCAUAACAAUCACUACUUCAUCAUGCAUCUCAAGACAGCAACCAUCUUGUUCGCCCUGUCUAGCACAGUCUUGGCCGAAUAUAUCACCGUCUUCCACGCCAGCUGUUCACCAGCACCACCUGCCGCGUACAAUGACAGCCUGCGCAACUGGAGGCAGAGAAUCUGUGAGACGGAGUUGAAGGGGAGCUACUACGACGAGGGCGACCAGUGCCAGGUGGUGGAUCCCGUUACUGCGGACACCAAGAAGGUCUACCACCCAACCCUUGGCGCAGCAGGUCAGCCCAACAUUAAGACGAGAUGCACCUGGUCAUGA
Messenger RNA from Colletotrichum costaricense, 381 nucleotides. RefSeq lists its product as uncharacterized. The coding region runs from base 1 to 381 and encodes 126 amino acids. The record is from RefSeq and is a predicted model, not a curated record. NCBI's taxonomy places the organism in Eukaryota, Fungi, Ascomycota, Sordariomycetes, Glomerellales, Glomerellaceae. The transcript has 2 exons.